AACACACCACUUCGUUUUGCUUGCUCAUGUCCAAAUCUGUCUCUAUCCUUUUUUUUUUUUUCUUGCGGUGGUACAAAAAUUCAGAAACAACUGUAUAACGCAGUUAAUGACCGAUUUUUGUUUUUUAGUUUUUUAGUUUUUUUCUUGCUUCCUUCACCUACUCUCUCUCUCUCUCUCUCUCUCUCUGGAAGUCAAGUAAUAAGGCGAUUGAUUGGUUGAUCCCAUCUAGGGCAAACGAAGUUUGACUUUCUCGAGAAAACAUGCCAGAAUUUAUUUGAAUUCAGGCUUUGUGGGUCUUGAUUUGGAAGAAAGGAUGGGUAACAAGAUCAUGUCUAUGAUGAAGAAAGAUGGAUCUAAGAGCAAGAGAAUGAAUCGCUCUCAGAGGAAACUGCUCGCUGAUGAAGAGUUGCUGCAUCGCCGAGCUCUGUCCAUGGCCAUCCAUCAGACUCAGCUUUCUCAGCGAUUCGACGGAUCCAUGUCUAGACGGGUCGGGUCUACUAGCACCAGGAAACACCGCACCCUCUCUGACCCUUUCUCUAAUGGCAAGCAGGUACCAGAUUUUUCAUCAGAGAGCUUGACAGUGAAGAAAUUCGUCUUGGUGCACGGUGAAGGCUUUGGGGCGUGGUGUUGGUACAAAAUCGUUGCUUCACUGGAAGAGUCUGGACUCUCUCCUAUUACAGUCGACCUCACUGGAUCUGGUUUUAAUAUGACUGACACCAACACUGUCUCUACCUUGGAGGACUACUCUAAACCAUUGAUCGAGUACCUCGAAAAUCUCCCUCAAGAAGACAAGGUUAUUCUGGUUGGUCAUAGCACUGGAGGUGCGUCCAUUUCAUACGCGUUAGAGCGGUUUCCAGAGAAAAUCUCCAAAGCUAUAUUCGUAUGUGCAACCAUGGUUUCUAAUGGCCAACGACCCUUUGAUGUUUUCUCUCAAGAGCUUGGUUCCGCAGAGAAGUUCAUGAAAGAGUCGCAGUUCUUGAUCUAUGGCAAUGGAAAAGAUGAGCCUCCUACAGGGUUCAUGUUUGAGAAACAACACAUGAAAGGCUUGUAUUUUAAUCAAUCACCCAACAAGGAUAUAGCACUGGCAAUGAUGUCGAUGCGACCUGUACCACUUGGACCAAUGAUGGAGAAGGUAACACUGACCGCAGAAAGAUACGGGAAAGGGAGAAGAUUCUAUGUUCAGACACUAGACGACCUAGCUCUCUCACCAGACGUUCAAGAGAAGCUAGUGAGAGAGAACAGCCCGGAAGGAGUCUACAAGAUCAAAGGAAGUGAUCAUUCUCCAUUCUUCUCAAAGCCUCAGUCUCUCCACAAGAUCCUUCUCGAGAUUGCACAGAUUCCUUAAGGUCGUCAUCUGAUACUUCUUUGAAUAUUGAACAUAUUCUGAAUUGAAAAUACUUUUCUUUUCUUUGGGACCUUUUGUACACAAUUUUUAGAAUCGAGAUCCAUAGAUCAUACUUAUUAUAACAUUUGAAAGAUAAAAGUGGUUGAACAACAAAAGGGCCCUCUGUAUUAAAGAUCUUUAGGGGAUGCAUAUACAGGAGGAAGAAUAAACAAGGAGAAGAAGAUUGAACAUAAGGAAUCAGAGAAAGGAUCAUAUACACCAACAACACUCUUUUUUAUUAUUAUUAUUAUUAUUAUUAUUAUUAUUCCAAGUCUAGAAUGCCGAAAUUGGAGAGAAGGAUUUUAACUUGGUCGACAAGGUCUGAUCCUGUUGCAUACUCUGUCAGCAUCCCCACCGCAAAACCAAACAUAGCCCACCUGCAAACAAACAAACACACAGAGAGAUAGAUAUCUCAUGUCCAGCAAGUGCUAACUAAUUGUCGAGGCAACCGCAGUAUAGCAAGAAAAUGAGUUUUCAAUCAUAUGGGACUAAUCCAAAAGACGAGGCAGAAAUUAACUUUAAACUCUGUAUGUCUAACUUAUGCUGCAAAUGAAGAAACAUCAGCUUAAACCAGAACUACCCUCAAAUGCAAACAAGGUCAGGGAUUGAGAAUAUGUCAAGAACAACAUUUGCAAACAUCAUCAUAAUGGAUACAUAUUUAGCUUAUGAAUAAAAA
Molecule: messenger RNA, 2060 nt
Organism: Brassica rapa (field mustard)
Lineage: Eukaryota; Viridiplantae; Streptophyta; Magnoliopsida; Brassicales; Brassicaceae
Product: putative methylesterase 14, chloroplastic
Biological process (GO): jasmonic acid metabolic process; salicylic acid metabolic process
Molecular function (GO): methyl jasmonate esterase activity; methyl indole-3-acetate esterase activity; methyl salicylate esterase activity
Source: RefSeq, a predicted model, not a curated record